UUUGCCUGAAAUUGUCAAAAGUAAAAGUCACUGGUGUUACUUCAAUUCACACUAAUGGCAUCUACACGAUUGUCGCUCAUUAGCCAACCGGUCUACCAACCAGCUAGUAGUCAUCAAUCGGAUGAGUGAUGAAUCAAUGCAUCUCAAUUUUUUACAUCACGGUAAUUGUAUUUGUUACAGAGUACACAAACGCCUUGGAAAAUGGAUUAGUUAGAACUCCGCCAAUGGGAUGGCUAUCGUGGGAAAGAUUUCGUUGUAAUACCGACUGUAAAAACGAUCCAGACAAUUGCAUAAGUGAAAGAUUAUUUCAAGUCAUGGCAGACCUUCUAAUUACUGAAGGUUAUGCAGCAGCUGGCUACGAGUACGUGAAUGUCGAUGAUUGUUGGUUGGAAAAACAUCGAUCGCCCAGUGGUCAGCUUAUAGCUGACAGAAGUCGCUUUCCCAGUGGGAUGCGAGCAUUAUCAGAUUAUAUUCAUUCGAAAGGUUUGAAGUUCGGUAUUUACGAAGAUUACGGAAAUUAUACAUGUGCAGGUUACCCGGGUAUAAUAGGGCAUCAAUAUGAGGACGCUAGAUUAUUUGCUGACUGGAAGGUAGAUUAUGUUAAGCUGGACGGAUGUUAUGCAUUCCCUCACGAAAUGGAAAAGGGUUAUUCCGAAUUUCAAGAUAUUUUAAAUAAAACUGGCAGACCCAUGGUAUUUUCCUGCAGUUGGCCAGUAUACCAAAUUUAUGCCGGAAUCAGGCCAAAUUAUACAUCGAUUAAAGAAAAUUGUAAUUUAUGGAGAAACUAUGACGACGUUCAAGAUUCUUGGGUUUCAGUCGAAAGCAUUAUCGAUUACUAUGGUAAUAACCAAGAUCUAAUUGCACCGAAUAGUGGUCCAGGUCAUUGGAAUGAUCCCGAUAUGUUGAUUGUUGGUAAUUUUGGAUUGAGUUACGAUCAGGCGAAAACACAAUUCGCAAUUUGGUCAAUUCUUGCGGCGCCUUUAUUGAUGUCCGUGGACUUAAGAACAAUACGGCCAGAAUUUAAAGAAAUUUUGUUGAAUAGAAAAAUUAUCGCAGUUGAUCAAGAUCCACUGGGCAUACAAGGUAGACGAAUAUACAAGCAUCGAGGAAUCGAAAUAUGGUCCAGGCCUAUCAAUCCGAUUGUUGGUACAUUUUAUUCUUACGCAAUAGCAUUUGUUAACAGGCGAGCGGAUGGCACACCUUCGGAUAUAUCUGUGACUCUUAAAGAACUCGGGCUAAUAUCUUUAAAUGGAUACUUAGUAGAAGAUUUGUAUGAAAACGUCGACUAUGGAAUUCUCUAUCCAAGUACAAAAAUUAAAGUCAAAGUUAAUCCAUCAGGUGUGGUGAUGUUAAAAGCUGAGGUUUAUGUUGACGCAAAGUAUCCAAAUUCCUAUAAAUAUGUCUUUUCUCUUUAAUCAAUAGUUUAGCUAAAAAGUUUUUAUUAACAUUAAUUCUUUUA
Messenger RNA from Glossina fuscipes, 1459 nucleotides. Its product is annotated as alpha-N-acetylgalactosaminidase. The record is from RefSeq and is a predicted model, not a curated record. Gene Ontology annotation, cellular component: cytoplasm. Gene Ontology annotation, molecular function: alpha-galactosidase activity. The transcript has 6 exons. Gene Ontology annotation, biological process: glycosylceramide catabolic process; glycoside catabolic process; oligosaccharide metabolic process. Lineage: Eukaryota; Metazoa; Arthropoda; Insecta; Diptera; Glossinidae. The coding region runs from base 129 to 1415 and encodes 428 amino acids.